CAGCCUUUGGACAUGAACUUUACUCUGCUCGCCGACGACGUCUUGAUCUACACCAUCGCGUAUCUCUCCGUCCCCGAUAUUCUUCUCCUUCGCCAGACAUGUAAACUGUUCAAUGCACUGACAAGGCUGCCAAUCGUAUGGACCAACGCUCACAAGCUCGACAUUCUGUCCAAUGACUAUCCUUUCCCACUCGAUGACAGCGAUCUUGAACAGCGCACGCGGCAUGCAUACCGACUCGCAUCACGAUGGCUCGCAGACUCUGCUCUAUCACCCAAAAGCGAGACGACAUUCACUGGAUCGCCCGUAUCAGAGAUCAAAUUCGUCUCGGGGCGCCAGCAUAAGUGGCUUCUGACGGUUUCGAAAGUGAUAUGGUCUGUUCUGAUGGUCUGGGAUAUCGCGCGGGGGCAAAAGUGCUCGGAAUGGUCGCCAAAAGGCGCGAUAUUCACUGGAGUGAGCCUGAACGAUGAUGCAGAGUCUGAAGCCAGUUUGGCAGUGUCAUUUGCUUAUGUCUACAGAUCGCAGAAAAUCAUUCUUCUGCGGUUGGACGACGCUGGAACGCUACACGAAAUCGGCUCCAUCGACAUUGACCUCCGGCCCGUCAACCUCACGGGGGAUGUGUUAGCCCUUACAGACGACACCUCCGUCACGCUCAUCCACAAUUGGAAGACGGGCGAGCAAACAUACCUUGACACGCCACCUGACCACUGCAUCCAAAUCGUGCUCACCCCGCCCACUGUCCUCGUAGUGCGCGCCCGAUCCAUCGCUCUCUACGCCCUCCCAUCUUCGACGCCUCUCUCCACACACUCCUUUGGCUGGGUCGACGGCGCCAGCGCGACCACCACCUCCAUUCUUAUCCGCUCAGAGAACGAUAACCCCUGGGCCUCAGAGCUCAAUUCCCUCCAGCUCUACGCCCUCUCCUCCUUUCCACCGACGCUCAUCAGCAGGAUAUCCUCCAGACGUGGCGCGCUCCGAUGUCCGGAUAUCAUCCUCGGCAAGCGGGGUACCGCAGUUUGGAUACGCCCGCAUGAUCGCGCCUUGGUUUCUCACUGGGAGGAGCAGGAGAACAGUUGCGAGACCCUCAUGACUGCCGUCUUCCCCGGAUCGCUUAACCACACUGAGAAUGUCCGCGUUCGCGACGUCUGCAUGAACACCCUGAACAACUGGACAGCAUUGGAUUAUGACGAGGACCUUGGAAGGAUCGCGCUUGGAUCGGGGUUUGGGAAAAUUACGGUUGUUCAAUUGUAG
Molecule: messenger RNA, 1245 nt
Organism: Guyanagaster necrorhizus
Lineage: Eukaryota; Fungi; Basidiomycota; Agaricomycetes; Agaricales; Physalacriaceae
Exons: 3
Coding region: 13-1245 (410 amino acids)
Molecular function (GO): protein binding
Source: RefSeq, a predicted model, not a curated record